This is a messenger RNA of Stereum hirsutum FP-91666 SS1, 996 nucleotides long. Its product is annotated as RNA-binding domain-containing protein. The transcript is spliced from 4 exons. The record is from RefSeq and is a predicted model, not a curated record. Bases 1 to 996 code for a protein of 331 amino acids. Gene Ontology annotation, molecular function: mRNA binding. Gene Ontology annotation, cellular component: cytosol. Lineage: Eukaryota; Fungi; Basidiomycota; Agaricomycetes; Russulales; Stereaceae.
AUGUCUGACGCCCCAGUCGCCCCCGUCGUCCAGGACGGCGAGCCUCCGGCUACGCAGGAGAAAGUCGUCGAAGAAACCCCUGGUUUCAAGGUCUUCGCCGGCAAUCUUGCGUACUCUACCACGGAUGAAGGGCUGAAGACGUUUUUCGCGCCAGUCGCGAGCGACAUCCUCACCGCGCAGGUCAUCAUGCGUGGCACAAGGUCUGCAGGCUACGGCUUUGUCGCUCUCAACAGCGCAGAGGCUGCACAACAGGCAGUCGAGGCUCUCAACAAGCAGGAACUCGACGGUCGUCCCAUCAUCGUCGAGGUCGCUAAGCCCGCCGAAGAAAAAGACAAGGAGAAGAAGGAGAAGAAGGCUCGUACCCGGCGUCCUGGCAGACGUGGUGCGAAGGCCGUUCCCGGCGAGGUCACCGAGGCUGAGGCCAACGGUGACGCUGACAAGGCUGACGGCACUCCCGCUGCUGGCGAUGCUGAGAAGCCCAAGAAGAAGAAGAAGAAGGCCGCCAAGAAGCCAAAGCGUGCGACUGAAGGUGCCGAAGGAGAGGUCGCCGCUGACGGUGCCGCUGCCCCCACCACCACCGAGGGCGGUGAGACCACCAAGAAGCCUCGUCAGAAGAAGGCUCCCCGCCCAGCUCGUCCCGCGGGUGAGGACCCCUCUGGUGAACCCUCCAAGACGCUGCUCUUCGUCGCCAACCUUGGGUUCAACAUCGACGACGCCGGUCUCGCCGCGUUGUUCACCGAGAGCGGCAUCAAGGUUAACUCUGCUCGCAUUGUUCGCAGGCGCUGGGGAAGGCCCCGCAAGAGCAAGGGCUACGGUUUCGUCGACGUCGGUGAUGAGGAAGAGCAGAAAAAGGCCAUCGAGGCUCUCGAGGGCAAGGACGUCGGUGGAAGGCCCAUCGCCGUCAAGAUCGCAGUAAACUCUCAGACGGAAGAAGAGGAGGAGAAGGCUGAGGGUGGCGAGGAUGCUACUCCUGAGGCCGCUGUCGUUGCCUCUUAA